UUUGACUACUACUACAUGUAGUGGCUCUGGCUCCCUCUCUAUCGUUUAGUUGUGGAAACAUAUAUUGCGGCCUAAAAGUAUAUAAUAACUAAUAUCACUAUGUGCAUGAAUAAUGUUCAUUAUAUAUAAGAUUGAAUAUAUAAGCAUAAAUCGUGAAAAGCCUUUCCAUAGCUUUAGAUUAGAAGAUAGGUAUAGUAGUGUGUAGCUUAUGCCAAUUAAUUAGUGAUCAUAUUCUCAUAUACCAAAUAUGGCUUUCACUACUACUACUCCUACACUUCUCAUAUCUCUUCUUCUUCUUCUUCAAUUUUUAUCAGGGACUCAUUCUGCCACGUUCACAAUCACAAACAAUUGUAACUACAACGUAUGGCCGGCCAUUCUAUCAAACUCCGGUUCCCCUCUGAUUACUCCGACCGGCUUCGCCCUCGGCCCCACCGAUUCCGAGGCCAUCCCGGUACCGCCUAAUUGGUCGGGCCGCUUAUGGGGGCGAACCCACUGCGCCGCCGAUAUCAACGGAAAAUUCACAUGCCUCACCGGAGACUGCGCCACAUCCUCCGUGGAGUGCGGCGGCGGAAACUUAUCUCCCCCGGCAACCACAGUGGAGUUCGCUUUAACCGACAGCGCCGGACCCGCUAAGUAUCUUAUAAGCCUGGCCGACGGUUACAACCUGCCGUUGAUGGUGGUGCCCCAAAGUGGGGCCGCCGGGACCGGAAAUUGCGGGACAGUUGGAUGCGUCAUGGACUCGAAUUCGGAGUAUUUUCCGAAGGAGCUCCGAGUUACGUCGUCAAGUACAGGUACCGGUAACGGUAACGAUACUACUACGUUGGCUAUUAAGAGCGCGUGCGGCGGCGCGUCGGGAGCGGGGAAUUGUAAUUCUAAUAGUAACUCGGAAUUGUUCAAGAAAUGGUGCCCUCAAGCUCAAGCUUCUGUUUAUGAUAAGAGUAGCGGAAGCACAUGUCAGUCUUCUGAUUUCGUCAUCCAUUUCUGCCCUUCUGGUUUUCCUGCCACUCGCAACAACGGUGAUAAUAUUGGAGGAGAAGGGGCAUCGUCGUCAUCGGAUGAUCUUGGAAAAGACACAAAUAAAACAUUUGGAAUAGUAAUUGGUGUGGUGGCUGGAGUAAUAGGGCUUGUGUUGAUAAUUUGGCUAUGCCGUAAAUACAUAAAGAAAUCUUGCACAUGUACUUGUUGUGGCUUAUUCUCUUGUACCAUUUGUGGUGAUCGUGAUUGAAAUGUAAUAUUUGGCCUCUAUAUUUAUAUUUAUAUAUGUUGAUUCAAGGUAAAAUCUUAAUUUGGAAGAUUUUGUAUUGAUAAUUCUCUUCAA
Molecule: messenger RNA, 1318 nt
Organism: Cannabis sativa
Lineage: Eukaryota; Viridiplantae; Streptophyta; Magnoliopsida; Rosales; Cannabaceae
Product: thaumatin-like protein 1a
Exons: 3
Coding region: 248-1225 (325 amino acids)
Biological process (GO): defense response
Cellular component (GO): extracellular region
Source: RefSeq, a predicted model, not a curated record